AAUAAAAUAAUACAUUUCUUCCCAGGUCAGUUUAAGGUUGUUGGUUCACCUGAGCCAAUAGCUACAAUUGCCGGUGAUGACAUAAUUUUGCCGUGUCACCUGAAUCCUGCCAAGGAAGCUGUUUCAAUGGCCGUGGAGUGGACGAGACCUGAUUUGACCCCCAGAUUUGUCCAUGUGAGACGUGGCGGCGAGGACCUGCUGGAUGGCCAAAACCUGAUGUAUGAGGGAAGAACAUCAAUGUUCAUCAACAAGCUAAAGCAUGGAGACACUUCACUGAGACUGUCCAACGUGAAACUCUCUGAUGCAGGAAAAUACAGAUGUUUCUUUCCAGAUUAUAAUAGAGACGCUUUUGUUGAGCUUGUUGUUGGUGUUGUAUCCUCACCUGCUAUAGUAGGCAUUGACCGAUCCAGUACUGGAUUGGUUCUACAGUGUGAGUCUAAAGGCUGGUAUCCAGAGCCUGAGGUGUUCUGGCUGGACGCUGAGGGAAACCUCCUCUCUGCUGGACCUACAGAGACAGUCAGAGGUCCUGAUGACCUCUAUACUGUCAGCAGAAGAUUGACUGUGGAGAAGAGAUACAGCAACAGCUUCACCUGUAGAGUCCAACAGAAGAACAUCAACCAGACCAGAGAGACUGAAAUCCAAAUUCUAGAGGAUGUAUUCACAGCCCCGUCCUCUUCUGCUGUUCGUAUCUCCAUGGUCUUGUCUGUUGUUGGCUUCCUGCUUUGUUCUGUAGCUUUCGUUGUUUGGUGUAAACUAAGAAACAACAAAAGGAAUAACAAGAUGCACCAUGACAAUGAAACUGGAGAUGGAACAGCUGAAACAGACGAGCUUGUAGAAGAACCAAAGAAAAUGGAGGAUCAGAAAGAGGAAAAGUUAAAGGAGAAAGAGGAAGAACAGAACGACAUCAGAUAUUUGAUUUCAGUACUGGAGGAAAAGAAGAAAGAACUGGAAAACUCCAGAGACGAACUGAAAUCACAGAUAGAGGGGGUGGAGAAAAUGAUGAAGAAGAGUGAGAAGGAACUUGAGAAUGUAAAGUAUGGUUUCCUUUGGGACAAAGAUGACAAAAUGAACAAGCUAUUAGAGGUCAAACAGGAACUUGUCAACAAAAAGACAGAAUGUGAGAAAUCUUUCCAGAGCACAGUGGAAAUACUGCAGGAAACAGAGAGC
Messenger RNA from Larimichthys crocea (large yellow croaker), 1167 nucleotides. Its product is annotated as butyrophilin subfamily 3 member A2-like. Gene Ontology annotation, cellular component: external side of plasma membrane. The record is from RefSeq and is a predicted model, not a curated record. Lineage: Eukaryota; Metazoa; Chordata; Actinopteri; Sciaenidae. The transcript has 4 exons. Gene Ontology annotation, biological process: T cell receptor signaling pathway; regulation of cytokine production. Gene Ontology annotation, molecular function: signaling receptor binding. The annotation marks the transcript as partial.